AGCGGAAGUUAUCUACAUCCUGCACUCCUCGUCAGGGACACCGAUUGAAUUCGAGUGAGCAGUGUCUUCGUACAAACACAUCCAGCUCGAGCUGCAGCAGCGGGCCUGUCCUCGGGAGAAGUGUGUGUCAGUGUCGGACCCUCAGGACCCUCGCCGUGGUCGUUAGCUGCUAACAUGGCGGAGCUGAGGCACCGAGGAGCCAGAGACAACGAGCCGCAGCUCUCAGAGGACAAGGGUUCAGACAGUGAGCUGAAGGUGGAAAAAGAUGUGGUGUCAGACACUGAGACCAAGGUGGACCCAGGGGUCCCAGAGGUGCCUGUUCCUCCCGAUGACACCCCAGAAGUUCUAAACAAGGCCCUGUCUGGACUCUCCUCAAGAUGGAAGAACUGGUGGGUACGAGGCAUCCUCACACUGGCCAUGAUCUCCUUUUUUUUCUUAAUCAUCUACCUGGGCCCCAUGGUGCUUAUGAUGAUUGUCCUCUGUGUUCAGAUCAAGUGCUUCCAAGAAAUCAUUACCAUCGGCUACAGUGUCUACCACUCGUACCACCUGCCCUGGUUCAGGACGUUGAGCUGGUACUUCCUGCUGUGUGUAAACUACUUCUUUUAUGGUGAGACCGUGACAGAUUACUUCUUCACACUGGUGCAAAGGGAGGAGCCACUUCGCAUCCUCAGCAAAUACCACCGCUUCAUCUCGUUCGCCCUCUACCUCACAGGUUUCUGCAUGUUUGUGCUGAGUUUGGUGAAGAAACACUACCGCCUUCAGUUCUACAUGUUUGGUUGGACCCACGUGACUCUGCUGAUUGUGGUGACUCAGUCUCACCUUAUCAUUCACAACCUGUUUGAGGGGAUGAUCUGGUUCAUUGUGCCAAUUUCCUGUGUGAUCUGUAACGACAUUAUGGCGUACAUGUUUGGUUUCUUCUUCGGCCGCACACCUCUCAUCAAGCUGUCCCCUAAGAAGACGUGGGAGGGAUUUAUUGGAGGACUUUUCGCCACCAUUGUGUUUGGUAUCAUGUUCUCUUAUGUGAUGGCUGGCUACCGCUACUUUGUGUGUCCAGUGGAGUUCAACAACGACUCCAACAGUUUCCAGGUGGACUGUGAACCAUCUGACCUGUUCCAGCUGCAGGAAUAUGCCCUGCCCGCCAUCCUGGAGUCUUUCACUGGAUGGACCACCGUGCGCCUCUACCCAUUCCAGAUCCACAGCAUUGCGCUCUCUUCAUUUGCCUCCAUCGUGGGACCCUUCGGUGGCUUCUUUGCCAGCGGCUUCAAGAGGGCCUUCAAGAUCAAGGAUUUUGCAAACACUAUCCCGGGGCAUGGAGGUAUUAUGGACAGAUUCGACUGCCAGUACCUCAUGGCCACAUUUGUUAACGUCUACAUUGCUAGCUUCAUCAGGGGCCCCAACCCCAGCAAAGUGAUCCAGCAGCUCCUGGCCCUGCGAGCAGAUCAGCAGCUCUCCAUAUUCAACUCCCUGAAGGCUCACCUGACAGAGAAGGGCCUGCUUCCGGCGCUGGAGGAGGCCGCCGCCUAGAUCUGGCCGCAACCACACUGGCUCCCCUUUGUAGGAGAGACAGGAGGGCAGCACCUGUGGGUGGUGUGCAGCCCUGGAGAUCUGGGAGACUUGCAGUGCUUUGUGUGAGCGAGAACACAUCUAAGAAAAAAAACAACAAAGAAAACCAGAAAAAAACCACAGCCUUGGUUCAUUCCAUUUCAUUUUCAUAUGAGGGUCAUGUGUUUGUGUUCAUACAGUCUGUGAACCUGUUUGUCACACCACUGUUUUCAGGUUGCGUUAGUGAAUUAUUGUACUGUUACACAUUUCCAUUAUUACAGACUUGUAUCUACUCAAACUGUUGAACAAAACGUCGGUCAGCUGUGUAUAUGGGCAUCCUCUAUAUACCUGUUACUGUGUGUUAAUAUUUUAUGGUACAUUUCUUUGUUUUAAUGCACUGCUCUCUCUGUUACUCACUGUAUCUGCCCCCCAGACUUUCAAUUUUAUUUUCAUUAUUGUGAUUGUUUCUAUUUAUAUAUAGAAGUUUUUAUAUUUGGUAUGUUCUAUUAUAUCUUAAUAGGUCGUGUCUGUGAUUUAUUCAGACUUUUGCCAUCUUUUCAUGUGCAUAUAUGUGUGCGUGUGUCUUUUGUCUGUGUUUGCUGCCAUUCAACAUUUCAAAGCCUUUAAUGCUUAGUCAAUUCAUUUUAAUCAUAUUCUCCUUUGUUUAUCGUAUGGAAAUAUCAGAUGAACGACUGGGUUACUCUGAAGUAUUUGAUUGAAUCUGACAAACAGAGUCCAGUCUCUUGAUUCCCAUCUGUUGGUGGUUUUGUUCAUAUAUUAGCACUGCAGCAGAGCUCAAUCUGCAAAAAGCUCUUUUAUUAUGAAUGAAGGCCAGACACAGUCGAUCCUCACCAGGUUGCCAUUUCAUGAUAAGAAUAGGAAUCAUUUUAUUUUUUGUUUUUAUUGACCCCAGUCAGUGUUUCUACUCGGUAUGUUCCUGAGGUGGUGGGAUUGUUUAUUGUGGCCUUUAUUGGGGAUGUUGUCAGUAUCAGUGGUUGAGCUGUGUGUUGUCUCCUCUCCAUGUUUCAGAGCAGGAAGUGUGACUGUCACUGGUCUUCUCGACCUAUCAGAGUGAGUUAUGUAUCUAAUGUUUAAGUUGGAGUAACAAUCAUCUGCUGUACACAUACUCCAGUGUUUGUUACCUGAGGUUCUGAAGCAGGACUCUGAGAUAUUGAAUAUUGGCCAAUGUGUGUCUGAUUUAGUGGUAAAAUAUAAAAGCUGAAGCUUCUGUACUGUUGGGUUCAUUUUUGUUUUGCGAUUUCUAAAAUUAUUCAACUGUCAAGGGACACUGCACUGAUUCCUAAACAAACAUCUGUAAUACGCAAACUGCCAAAACAGUUGUAUCUUGUCCUUGUGACAGUAGAACUUUUUUAAGUCUGGGAAAAUAACCCUGAUGAUGUCACGGUGAUGGCCUCCCAAGUUAUUUUGGUCUGAGCUUGGGGACAAAUCUUGCCUGACAGACUGUUAAACAACCUGGACUGUGGAAUUUUUAAAAAAAGUGGUAAUUUAAGUGCAGGAUCUAAUGAAAAGAUCCUAUUAAGUUGAAUUGUGGGAAGUGUAGUUUCCACUAAAAGCCAGGCUAUCAACCUCUGCUGCAUCAAUUUCUUUCUUUCAUGCUUUCAUUGAAAAUAUGCUUUUAAACAUCAAACUGAGUGAGUCAUUACUAGAUGACAAUGUGCAAAUAUAAUAAGCUUAAAUACUCAAGUAUUUUAAAAAUGUUCAAUAGAUUCCAAAAGCCUCAGAUUGUUAAUUUUGAUCUGGUUAAGUUUAUCUGCAAAUCAUGUUCAGACACUGCAGUAAAGAUUAGUGCAAACUAAGAUUUCACUGUAAUUAUUCAAGCUAAUAUCCUCAUCCGGUCUGUGCACAGCCAUGAUUUUGUUUCUGUCCAGUAGGUGUUCAUGUGUUUGUCCUUGUCAGUGAAGUGAGAUAGAGCAGUUUGUUUUCAGUGUUAAAGGACUAAACAGCAAUACGAGCAUCACAGUCGUCUGUAGCAGGGAUGUGAAGCUCAGUAUCUCAUGGUAAUCAUAUAAAAAACAUGCUAUCAGAGCCACUGUAUGAAGCAAACACACUUCUACAUGUUCUUUAUUUGCAUUUGAAUGCCACUCCAUAUUUCUAUGGAUUGAUUGUCAUUCCGUUCAUGUUUGUGGUUUGACGUGUGUGAUAUAUCCAGCCAUGCAGUCUUGACUUGAUCUGUCUUAAAAUAUUUAUGUUAUUGACUGUAAUCAAGCCACACCUUUUCAAAGUGACUAUAUUGUACAUUGAAGAUGUUUAGAGAUAUGUUGAAUGUUCUUUAGUAUUUUUGGUUAGAGGAUAAUUUAAGUAUUUCUAUUAUUAUUGUUACUGCCAUAUAGGAAAGAGCAUUGAGAUACUAGACACGUAUUUUCUCUCUGUCUUUUCUUGCUGUGACUUUAGUGCACUUGGGUGUUUUCUCUGCUCAUCCCUGGUAGCUGUUGUGUGAAUAAGCUUCUGAAGCAGUGUGGAUAGUCGUAGCGCUGCGUUGCACCAUCUCCUUCUGAGUAGACAGGAAGUUUUCUGAGAGAAGCUGUGAGGACUUUCAGAUACCUCACAUUUCUCUCUCUCUGUGGUAGGUUUGACCGUUGAGGUGUUUUGGGCCCCACAGCUCUGUACUGCCAUUUCUCUGUGUGGUGUUGUAGUCGACCACUAGAGAGAGCUGGAGCUCCUGUGGUCGGCCACCCACUGUAACACCGAUGCUGCAUCUGAGCAGAAAGGUGUGACCCCUUGUUACUGCCGUUUGAUACAUUCCAGUACCCCUGAAGUUCAGAGGAGGCGGACCAUGAGGGAUCAGUAUUUUUUUUUUUUUCGUGGCACUCAGGAAGCCUCCUCUGUGCCGUAUCUAAUCAAGUCGGUUUACUAUUGUGAAUCCUGCCCUGCCAGGAGCCUCUCUAAAAGGAAUGUAUGGAGUUAUGAGUGUCCCACAUAUACUGUGUAGGCUCCCCCCUGUGGACAGUUAUUUUUGUGUUUAUAGAUUCUCUUUAAAAAGCUAUAUGAGUUCAGUAUAUUACUCUUAAACUGUGCAAUGGUUUGUGUUAAGUUGUUCGUUUGGCUAGAGCAAACUGAUACUGAAAUGUGCUUUGCUUUGUUUCAGAGAAUAUUAAAGAUAUAUAUA
Messenger RNA from Paralichthys olivaceus (Japanese flounder), 4669 nucleotides. RefSeq names its product CDP-diacylglycerol synthase (phosphatidate cytidylyltransferase) 2 (gene cds2). Gene Ontology annotation, molecular function: phosphatidate cytidylyltransferase activity. The record is from RefSeq and is a predicted model, not a curated record. Lineage: Eukaryota; Metazoa; Chordata; Actinopteri; Pleuronectiformes; Paralichthyidae. Gene Ontology annotation, cellular component: endoplasmic reticulum membrane.